This is a messenger RNA of Paramecium pentaurelia, 1747 nucleotides long. The record is from the annotation of a GenBank genome assembly. NCBI's taxonomy places the organism in Eukaryota, Ciliophora, Oligohymenophorea, Peniculida, Parameciidae.
AUGGAAGUAUAAGAAAAUAAUAUUCCAAAUCUUUAGAAUGUACCAAUAAUUACUGGCUAACCAGUUUAAACGGAUAAUCAAAUCAUUUUGACUAAAAUAAAUGCUGAUAUAGAAACAAAAAAACAUGUGUGCAUUCAUUGGUGUAUAUUCUUUGUUCUAGUUAUAAUAUUUGUAUUGACUUCUGUAUUUAUGCCAUAAUCUACCAAAUAUGCUGAUAUGAAUAAUCCUUGUUAUCAAAACAGUGAUACCAAUUUAGAAAAAGGAUCAUGGUUUGAAGAAAACAAAUAAUUAUAGUAAAUUUAAUAAUAAUUCUAAUAGCUGUAAUAGAAGUGAAGCUAAUUAUACAAUUAUUAGAAAAUUAAAUCAAAAAAAUCAAUUCUUAAUAGUUUAUGGAUAAUUUGGUUUCCUUAAUCCUGAUGGUUAUGAAAUCUCUUACAUUAAUUAUACUGCAACUUUAUUUGGAUUAACUAGAGAAUAAUAAUAGAAUGGUGGUCUUCUAUCUGAAAAUUUCAUAACUAGUAAGAAUCAUUCCAUAACAUCUAAUUGUAAUUAAAAUUUUGAUGAAUUAUAUGAUGAAUAUGAUGAGUAUGAUGAAUAUUAUGAAUAUGAUGAUGAAAGUGAAGAGGAUAGUGAAAGAAUUAGAGAAAAUAGAUUAUUAUAAAGAGAAGGAAAUCAUCCUCCCCCUCCUUAACAUAAUUAUUAAAAUGAUUAUGAAAAUUUUGAUCAUAAAAUUUGUGAUUGGAUUGUUUUAGUUUACAUUCCAAUCCUAGAUUAUCAUGAUUAUCUUCUCAUUAUAGAUUUUUCCGAAUUUUUGUAAUUAGGUUAAAACAAUAAAGCUACAUUAUAUUUAGAAGGAAUAACUGUUGAUCCAAGAUAUUCAAAUUCUGUUUUAGCAUUAAGAUAUACAUUUUUUACAUUUUCAGUUAUUACUUUUACAUUUUUUGCAUUCAGAAUGAAAAAACUAAACUUUUCUAAUUGGGUAAUUGAAUAAAAAUUUGUUGCAGUUUUAAGCUUUCUUUUACCUUGGUUCAAUGAUCCACUCUAUGCAGCUACUUUAUUAGCUCCAAAUAGAAUUACUGCUGUAAUUGGUGUCAUAUUUUUUAGUAAUUUCAUAUCUUGUCUCUUUCUUUAUUGGCUAGUACUUUAUCAUAGAAUUGUUGUAGAAAAUGGAACUAAAGAAAGUACUGCACUUACUAAACCUAAAGUUAUAGUUUGUUUACUAUUAUGGCUGUUUUUUGUGGCUUCUUAUUCAAUUUUAGUCAUUUAAUAUUUUAAAGAUCCCACUACAAGUUUUGAUGAUUUACAUCAUAAAGCUUAUAUGGCAUUUAAAGUACUAUCAUUCUUAUUUUCCUUUGCUUUAUUUAUAUAUUUGCUUAAGUAUUUGAUUUAAUUUUGUAAAUGUUAUGAAACCAGAUUGUGGAGAUAUAAAUUGAUUGGAUUAUUUAAUAUCUUUUUUAUGAUGUGUUUGGGAUUAUUUAUAUUAUCUGGAUCAUUUGAAAUCUAUAAUCUUACAGGAACAGAAGUGCUCAUUUCCAUAAGUAUAUUAAAUUUGUAUAUUUAUUAUCAAUAAUAUUUAUGGAGUCCUAGUAAAUAAGGAUUAAUCUAAUAAGAAAAUCUAAAUUAGAAUGUAAUGAUUAGUAAUAGGGAUUAUGAUGAAUUAGAAAUGGAUAAUAUCAAUAUUAAUUAAAUGAAUGUUGUGGAUGAAAAGUUUUAGGUUGAAGAUGAGAAGGGUAUAUUGGCUGAAUGA